AUGGUGCACACAGAGGAGGGCACCGAGGGGAACCUGCACUCUGGCCACAUGGUGUACACGACGGCCCUCGUGGAGAACGCCCUCACGGAGAUCUCGGAGUGGCUGGAGAAUCACCCCCAGGAGGGGGUUAUCCUGGCAUGCAGGAACUCCGAGGGCAUGAUGGAGGACCUACCUGCACAAGAACCUGAUGGGCUGCAUCAAGAACACCUUUGGAGACAUGCUGUGUCCCCGUGGGGUGCGCAGGGGCCACAGGCUCCCCAUGCUCUUGGCAGCGGGAGCACUAGGCUUCACUGUAAUCAGACUAUCCGUUUGCUGCAUGAGGCUGAUUCAGAUACCAGGAGGUGCCGAAUCUGUGCCAGCUGUGGUCCCGGGGCCAGCAGGUCGUCCUGUUGUACAAGGACGAGGCAUCCAUGA
Messenger RNA from Rangifer tarandus platyrhynchus (Svalbard reindeer), 414 nucleotides. The record is from the annotation of a GenBank genome assembly. Lineage: Eukaryota; Metazoa; Chordata; Mammalia; Artiodactyla; Cervidae.